Dipodomys ordii (Ord's kangaroo rat) is the source of this 1297-nucleotide messenger RNA. It is a transcript of the gene Hey2, whose product is annotated as hes-related family bHLH transcription factor with YRPW motif 2. The transcript has 5 exons. Gene Ontology annotation, molecular function: DNA-binding transcription factor activity, RNA polymerase II-specific; RNA polymerase II cis-regulatory region sequence-specific DNA binding; protein dimerization activity. The record is from RefSeq and is a predicted model, not a curated record. Lineage: Eukaryota; Metazoa; Chordata; Mammalia; Rodentia; Heteromyidae. The coding region runs from base 151 to 1167 and encodes 338 amino acids. Gene Ontology annotation, biological process: regulation of transcription by RNA polymerase II; Notch signaling pathway; anterior/posterior pattern specification. Gene Ontology annotation, cellular component: nucleus.
GGCGUGGGAAAGAGAGCUUGGAGUAGCCGACCGCGCCGCCGCGGGAGCCGCGCCUGCCAGGGAGGGGGCGGGCGGGGAGGGCACGGCGCCCCGCUCAGCCUCAGCGUCGGCGGCUGCCUCCAGGCUGCACCUCGGGCCGUCUCCGCCGCGAUGAAGCGCCCUUGCGAGGAGACGACCUCCGAGAGCGACAUGGACGAGACGAUCGACGUGGGAAGCGAGAACAAUUACUCGGGGCAAAGUACUAGCUCUGUGAUUAGAUCGAAUUCUCCAACAACAACAUCUCAAAUUAUGGCAAGAAAGAAGAGAAGAGGGAUUAUAGAGAAAAGGCGUCGGGAUCGGAUAAAUAACAGUUUAUCUGAGCUGAGACGACUGGUGCCAACGGCUUUUGAAAAACAAGGCUCUGCGAAGCUAGAAAAAGCUGAAAUAUUGCAGAUGACAGUGGAUCAUUUGAAAAUGCUUCAAGCAACAGGAGGUAAAGGCUACUUUGACGCCCAUGCUCUGGCCAUGGACUUCAUGAGCAUUGGAUUCCGGGAGUGCUUAACAGAAGUGGCCAGGUACCUGAGCUCCGUGGAGGGCCUGGACUCCUCUGAUCCACUGCGCGUGCGCCUCGUCUCUCAUCUCAGCACUUGCGCCUCCCAGCGGGAGGCAGCGGCAAUGACAUCCUCCAUGGCCCAUCACCACCAUCACCCGCUGCAUCCUCAUCACUGGGCCGCUGCCUUCCACCAUCUUCCUGCAGCCCUGCUCCAACCCAACGGACUCCAUGCCUCGGAGUCAACCCCUUGUCGCCUCUCCACAACUUCAGAAGUGCCUCCUGCCCACGGCUCUGCUCUUCUCACGGCCACAUUCGCCCAUGCAGAUUCUGCCCUUAGGAUGCCAUCCACGGGCAGCGUCGCCCCGUGCGUGCCCCCUCUGUCCACCUCCCUCCUGUCCCUCUCUGCCACCGUGCACGCCGCCGCUGCCGCGGCCACCGCGGCCGCACACACUUUCCCGCUGUCCUUCGCAGGGGCGUUCCCCAUGCUGCCCCCAAACGCAGCGGCCGCCGUGGCGGCGGCCACAGCCAUCAGCCCGCCCUUAACCGUGUCCGCCGCCUCCAGUCCGCAGCAGACCAGCGGUGGAACAAACAGCAAACCUUACCGACCCUGGGGGACAGAAGUUGGAGCCUUUUAAGUUAUCCUGGAACUUGCAAAUAGUAACUGAAUGUCCUUCAUUUCAGAGUCAGCUUCAAACCUCUGCACCCUGAAGAUAGCCAUACAGAUGCCUACAGAUCUACAAAGGAACAGUAAAGCUGAGUCACAAA